CCACAGAAGAAGAAAGGCUGCAGCUCUCUGCCUAUGGAAGCGCGGUUUUGAGGGGGGGGAAGUUGCUUAAACUCACUUUGAUCUGUCAAGAACAAAGGUAAAGAUGAGCUCGUUGAAAGUCCAGUGUUUGUUCCGCCGGUCAGGCGAGGUGUGCCGCCCGCAGUGCGUACCGUUUGUUCAGACAAGUCUGGUUAGCAUAGCUCAUUAGCCAGCCCUCGCUAGCUUAGGUUAACGGCUGUGUCCGCCGUUUUCUCAGUGUGGUUUGUUUGAAGUUAACAGUUCCUCUGACCUCGUUAACAUUUGUUUUGUCGCUGUCACGUGGCUUACUUCGAGUGUGUCAGUCACAGUAGGAGUUCGCUAGUUCUCCAGUUAACUGAACUUAGCUGAAAGUCCAAACAUGUGGUUUGCAGCUCCGGCGGGGUCCAGGCGUCAGCAGCCUGACUCGGUCUACAUGGCUGCUCCAACUAUGCCGCAGCCCAGCUUCCUCCUGGCGAACCUCAAAGCGGACUCCACCACCAAGCCUCUCCUCCAGCGAUGCCAGGAUCUGGUGAAGAUCAUUGAUGAGUAUCCUGCCAAGGAGCUCCACCUGAUCUUUCCCUGGCUGGUGGAAAGUGUGUUCGGCAGUCUGGAUGGCGUUAUCAUGGGUUGGAGUUUGCGCCUUCUGCAUUCGCGAUGCAACGAGUACAACGUUGUCUUGGAUUUCCUGAACCCCAGUGGCCCAAUGAUGAAACUGGUGUAUAAACUUCAAGCAGAAGAAUACAAAUAUGAAAUUCCUAUCAACUACCUGCCGGGUCCUGUGAGAGCCUGCAUUCAGGAGGGAGUUCUCCCAGACUGCCCUCUGUUCCACAACAAGCUGCAGUUUCCUCCGUCUGGCAUCCUGACCCCCAACAUCGCACUCAAUCCCUUUGAGUUCUUCAUGUUUAACUUUGCCUACUGCCUAAUCACGCCAAAGAAUUUCCCUCAAGGCCAGCAAGGAAGCUGCACGGACAGUGCCUACUUUGUGUUGGUGGACAUGUACCUGAAGUAUUUCCUCCCCAGUGAAGGAAGCGUGCCUCCUUCUGACUCCAGAGGCUCUGUCACCGCUCCCUCUCCACGACCUUCCAGUGUGUCCUUUGCUGGUUAUGGUGUUCACAGCCCAAGUCUGCUGAAGCAUCACAUUUUCCAUCAACCCUCAGUGAACGCAGACCCUGCAGCCCAGGAGAUCUGGAGGUCAGAGACUCUGUUGCAGAUGUUUGUGGAGGUCUGGCUCCACCAUUACUCACUGGAGAUGUACCAGAAACUGCAAUCUCCACAGGUAAAGCUGGCGCUGCUGCAGUACCGCCUCAGUUUGUCCAGCAUGCCGAGCCAACCCCACGCCCCACCAGGCUCUGGGACCCUCCACACCUACCAAGUACUUUUACCUUUUAACUCUCCCCCGCCCCUUUGGGGCCUCCUGGAGGAGCCCUUCAGUCCGUCAGAGGAGCUUGUUUUGGUGGUGCGUCUGCUGGUCAAGCAUCUUCAUGCCUUCUCCAACAGCCUAAAGUCCGAGCAGGUGUCGCCUUCACCCCCAGCCCAGUCGCACGCUCACACCAGCCCGCUGGAGGAGUUCAAGAGGGUGGUGGUGCAGCGGUUUGUGCAGCAGAAGCUCUACCUGUUCCUGCAGCACUGCUUCGGUCAUUGGCCUCUGGAUGCGUCCUUCAGAGCAGUGUUGGAAACCUGGCUCAGCUUCAUCCAGCCAUGGCGAUACACUGGGGAGAAGAUCAACCCUCAGCCCGACCAAAACAGAACCAUUCCUGACAAAUGGGAGCCGUUCAUUCAGGAGAACCUCCUCAUGUACACCAGGCUCUUCCAGGGGUUCCUGAACAGAGCCGUCAGGAUGGACUUGGUUAACGGGAAAAAUGCUCUCAUGGUGUUCAGAGUGGCUAAAGUGUUCUCCCAGCCCAACCUGUCAGAGAUGAUCCAGAGAGUGGAGCAGCUGUUUCUGGAGCCAGAGCAUGUCCUCCACCACCGACAGCCCCGCGGCUACCUGACGCCCAGCCACGGAGGCAGCUACCUGUCGUCACGGCAACGAGUGGUGACAGACAUGGUGUUCAAAGUGAAAAGCCAUGUCUAUGCACUGGAAGGACAGGACUGUCAGUACACACAAAUGUUUGGCACCGAGCUCAAAAACGCCGUCAUGAAGUUGAUCCAGAUCAUUGCUCAAGCUCGUCAGACGGCCAAGAGAAUAUCGGAUCACUCCACUGAAAUGGCCACCAGCAGCUCCUUCCUGUCCUGGUUUGGGUUUAGCUCCUUUGAUCCCAGCAGCACGUUUGCAGGUGCAGAGGCUGAGGACAGUGGUGAAAGUCUGAAAAGAACCCAUGAAUACCUGGACAAAGCUCUGGAGAACCUGUGUCAAAUCUACAAGCUGAAUCAGGGCCAGCUGACGCAGCUUAUGAUCAGCGUCAGCUCCUCUCAGGAUGAAGCUCAGUCCAAGCAGCUGCCCGACUGCAUUCAGGAGGCGGGGGGGCUCAUCCUCACAGAGUUGGGCAGGAGGCAGAUCAUAAAUGGACAGCGCCGGUUUGACGUUCAGUACCAGGGAGACCCAGAGCUUCAGCCCAUCCGGACUUAUGAGAACGCCCUGCUGGUCAGGCUGCUCUACAGACUCUCUUAUCUGCUCAACCAGAGGCUUGGGGGCUUCAUGAGUGCGUUGUGCUCGCGUCCCGACUUCCUGGGUCGCCUCGGCCGCCAUUACCUGACAGACCCCGAUGCCACUGGCCGGCUAAGGCAGAGCCCGAUGUCCCGGCAGGUGCUGGAGCGGCGCCGCCAGCCAAGGCUGAGCCUGCGGCCGCUGGCCAGCUACAGGACGCUGCUGCUGCUGCUGGUCUUCUACAUGCUAGGGGCUGUGCUGUCGCUGGGCCCCCUCUCUACCACAGCGCUGCUCCUCACUGGGGGGCUCCUGUUUGGGGUGUUGAUGACGCUGUGUGGAGAUAAACUGAAAACACACUGAGUGGCGCCCACGGCCAGCGUCUGUCUGCAGCUGCUUUGAACUCUUUCAGGGCCUCACAUUGACCUCCUCGGUGCUUCAUUUCAGAUUGCUCUUUUAAAUAGAAAUACUUGUUUGUUGUUCAGCGAACCUGCAUUUACUGUGGAGUAAAAUGUCAGUGCGGUUUCUGCAGAAGCUCCACAUGCUGCCCCCUGCUGGAGGAGCGGUGCACCUGACAGCUUAUGCUUUGUGAUGGUUCAUAAAGUUGUGUACCGUAAAUAAAGGGUUUAUCUUUUCCUCCAAACAACGGCGGCAGCCAAAAACACGUCAAAUACACUGAGGGAAGAAAAUGUUUUUUUUGUUCAAUAAACAGUUUUCACUCAUUUGUACA
Molecule: messenger RNA, 3332 nt
Organism: Oryzias latipes (Japanese medaka)
Lineage: Eukaryota; Metazoa; Chordata; Actinopteri; Beloniformes; Adrianichthyidae
Gene: smpd4
Product: sphingomyelin phosphodiesterase 4
Biological process (GO): glycerophospholipid catabolic process; ceramide biosynthetic process; sphingomyelin catabolic process
Molecular function (GO): sphingomyelin phosphodiesterase D activity
Source: RefSeq, a predicted model, not a curated record